Solanum pennellii is the source of this 878-nucleotide messenger RNA. RefSeq names its product class V chitinase CHIT5-like. The coding region runs from base 39 to 878 and encodes 279 amino acids. Gene Ontology annotation, biological process: carbohydrate metabolic process; chitin catabolic process. NCBI's taxonomy places the organism in Eukaryota, Viridiplantae, Streptophyta, Magnoliopsida, Solanales, Solanaceae. Gene Ontology annotation, molecular function: chitinase activity; chitin binding. The record is from RefSeq and is a predicted model, not a curated record. Gene Ontology annotation, cellular component: extracellular region. The transcript is spliced from 2 exons.
CAUCCGCCAUCCAUUCCCAUAGCCCUGCAACAAAGGCCAUGCUAUCGAUAGGAGGAGAUACAGGUUCUCCAGUACUCCCUAGUAUGAUGAGUUGCCAAGAUAAUCGUGCUGCAUUCAUCAAAUCAACGAUCAAUGUAUCCAGAAAUUACGGCUUUGAUGGCCUUGAUCUUGAUUGGGAAUUCCCUAUCAAAUCAGAAGACAUGCUCAAUCUAGCAUUGCUCCUCAAAGAAUGGCGCCUCGCCAUCAACAUAGAGUCACUAGCUUCCUCUAAGCCUGCACUAAUCUUGUCUGCUGCUGUUUACUUCUCUCCAAACCUUCUCUUAUCGGGUAUAACUUAUCCCACAGAAGCUCUAAGCAACUAUCUUGAUUUCUUGAGCCCUAUGUGCUAUAACUACCAAGGUUCUUGGGACACUUCAGCAACUGGUGCUCCAGCCUUGUUGUAUGAUAAGUCUAGCAAUAUUAGCACGAGCUACGGAAUUUCAGCCUGGAAACAAAAUGGGGUUCCUUCAACAAAGUUAGUCAUGGGAAUUCCCUUAUAUGGAAAUACAUGGGAAUUGAAGGAUCCAAAUGAUCACGGAAUCGGAGCUCCUGCAGUAGGAGUUGGUCCUGGAAGUCACGGAGAAAUGUCGUAUGAUGAUAUAGUAACAUUCAAUUCAGAAAACAAUGCAUCUGUAGUAUACAAUAAUGAAACAGUUUCAACAUAUUCAUAUUCUGGAACAAAUUGGAUUGGAUAUGACGAUACGAACUCCAUCAGCGCCAAGAUCAAGUAUGCUAAGGCUCAGGGUCUUGGUGGUUACUUUUUUUGGGCACUUGGCUCUGACAGCAACUGGACUCUUUCAAGAACAGCUUCUAUGGCAUGGGAUCAUGAUGAAAGCUGA